GUUUAUAUGCUUAAUAAAAUGAUUCGAAAUCUCCAGCAGCUUCCAUUGUUUAAGCAUACCAAGUUCUAUCAUAUCCAAAUCUCUUAACACUGGUCCUUUAUAUAAACUCGUUCCCUGCCAUCUCUUUCAACAAGUUAGCAAACUCAUUCUAACAGGAUCAAACAGUUCAUUCUCAAUCCAUCAAUCAAUCAAAUCAGAAUAGGAUGAAGCCGGUGGUUGUUCACAAGGACCCGGAGAAGAAAGACAGAGUAGAAAUCAGAGCAGAAUGCAGGGCUCCUGAUGAGAAGAAGCACCUUGAGAGAGUCCAGGUGAAGACCCACGACGUGGAGACCAUCAAGCACAUCGAGAAGAAGCUGAUUGACAAGGGAAUUCAGAGAUUGGAUCGCCAACCUGCUGAUGGGCUUCCUUUGAAGCACGACCCGAAGAAAGGACAUGGAGGGAAGUAUUCCUGGGAAGGUCCGGAUCCUGAAUUCCUUAACGAGCUUAAUCCUGCGCCACCAGCCAUUGAUGAGAAGGAUCCGAAUUAUGUGGAUGAUGAUGAUGAUGAUCGUAAAAGACAUGAUGAUGAUGAAGACGAUGUUUCUAAAGAAAGAGUGGUAGGAGAAAUUGAGACUCCUAAAGUAGCAGAAGAAGGCGUGGUCAGGAUUGAAGUUGAUCCUCAUUUGAAGGCUAACUAACUGAAAAAAAAAGAAAAGAAAAAAGGCAUGGAGAUGAGGACGCUUAUUGUUCUUGUGUUACAGCAAAGAUCGAAUGUGUGUGUAUUGGGCUUGUAGUUGUUCUGUUUUGAAAAAGAAAGAAGCAUACAUUGCCCUGUAAAAAUUGCAG
Oldenlandia corymbosa var. corymbosa is the source of this 825-nucleotide messenger RNA. The record is from the annotation of a GenBank genome assembly. Lineage: Eukaryota; Viridiplantae; Streptophyta; Magnoliopsida; Gentianales; Rubiaceae.